Molecule: messenger RNA, 3396 nt
Organism: Dracunculus medinensis (Guinea worm)
Lineage: Eukaryota; Metazoa; Nematoda; Chromadorea; Rhabditida; Dracunculidae
Source: the annotation of a GenBank genome assembly
AUGUUUUCUGGCUUAGUUAUUUUUACCUUUGUUUUAACAAAUAUUUGCGGCCAAGUAUUAGUACCGCCAUAUACCAAUUUGGCACUGGGAAAAAGAAUCACCGCAACAGCAACAUGCGGUGAAAUUAAUGGUAAACCAAUAAAAGAAAUGUUUUGUCAAAUUGCUGGUUCCAAUCAGUAUAGUCCACAUAAUCAAUAUUCUUAUACUACUGUAAAUGAUCGUUUAUCAGUAUUUCAAGAAUUUAAAGCCGAGAAACAAUCAUUUGUUCAAGGUGGCCAAAUUUGUGAUUUCUGCCAAGCGAAUACUUCUUUUGCUCAUCCAGCAGAAAAUAUGGAAUUCCAUGUUGCGUAUGUGUGGAUACAAAUGGCUAGUAGUCCAAGACCAGCGUCAUGGAUUCUGGAAAGAUCGGUGGACUAUGGCAAAACUUUCAUGCCAUGGCAAUAUUUUGCGGAAACACCUGCUGAAUGCGCUCGGCUUUUUGGACGAAACAGUCUGCAACCGAUAAUAGAAGAUGAUUCGGUGAUCUGUACGCAUGAAUAUUCCGGUAUUCAUCCAAUAGAAAAUGCAGAAAUCAUGAUUAAUUUAAUGGAAGAUCGUCCUGGUCGACAUAAUUUCAGUCAUUCAUUGACUCUGCAAAGUUUUUCUCGCGCAACCAAUGUUCGUUUACAACUUCUUCGUACAAAAACGCUUCACGGCCAUCUAAUGGACGUUAAUCGUCGAAAUGACCCAACAGUUACUCGCCUAUCAAAAUGUAAAACUUGUUCGAAAGGAAAAGCAGAAUUAUUUUGGAGCUAUACCCAAAAUUUGCAGUAUUAUUACGCAAUCAAAGAAAUAUUUAUGGGUGGAAGAUGUGUUUGCAAUGGUCAUGCAGGCACUUGCGAUAUCCUCGAUGCACGUCGACCUAGGCUUCUUGUUUGCAGAUGUGAGCAUAAUACAUGCGGUGAUCAAUGUGAACGGUGUUGUCCUGGUUAUGAGCAGAAACAGUGGCGACGUACAAAAGAGGGAGAACAUUUCGUUUGUGAACCCUGUAACUGUCAUGGCCAUAGUGAAGAAUGCGAAUAUGAUGCAGAGUUGGACGCAAAAAAUUUAAGCUUAGAUAUUCAUGGCAAUUACAACGGAGGUGGUCGUUGUUUGAAUUGCCGAGAUAAUACAGAAGGCGUUAACUGUAAUAAAUGUUCGUUUGGAUACUACAGACCAAAAGAUAAACUUUGGAAUGAAACUGAUGUUUGCCAUAGAUGUGUCUGUGAUCCAUUAAAACAUACUGGAGCAUGUCAGGAAGAAACUGGUCACUGUGAAUGUAAACCGCAAUUCACCGGGGAAAAUUGUGACAAAUGUGCUCUUGGUUAUUAUGGACCACCAGAAUGUAAACCUUGCGAGUGCUCUUUGAACGGCACUAUUGAUGAAAUUUGUUUGCCCGAAGAUGGUCAAUGCCCAUGUAAAUCAAACUAUGGUGGACUGUUUUGUUCGAAAUGUGCAUUGGGCUAUACCAAUUUUUCUGCUGGAUGCAUUGGUCUAUAUUUUCAAGUUUUCUGGAUGAUAUUUUAUAAUUUUAACUGCGAUGGAAUCACAUUCGUUGAAUUCGCGUUAAUUUUAGAAUGCAAAUGUGAAACGAUAGGAUCAGUUCAUUCACACUGCAAUGAAAACAGCAGCCAAUGUUCGUGUAAAUCGGGUUUUGCUGGGCUUUCUUGCGAUAAAUGCGCCAGUGGAUACUUUAAUUACCCAAAAUGCGAAUGUAAAUUGCGAAUAAAUUUGCCUAAAGAGUGCAAACGAUUGGCUUAUAUUAAUGAAAAAUUAGAUUGUGACUGUGAUCCAAGCGGAACAGAAGCGGAAAUCUGUGACAAGGCUAGUGGAAAAUGUAUUUGUAAAGGUGGAUUUUUUGGAGAAAAAUGUGACCAAUGUCAAAAAGAAUUUUACGGAUAUCCGCACUGCAAAGUAAAAAAGAAAAUAAAUGUUUUCAUUAGUGAUCAAAAGUGUAACUGUAGCAAAAUUGGAUCACAAUCUUUAAUAUGCGACACAAAAACUGGUGAUUGCCAGUGUUAUGCGAAUUUUACAAGUCGUAUCUGUGAUCGUUGUGCACCAGGUUUCUAUGAAUAUCCGAAAUGUAUGCCGUGCUCUUGUUUAGCGAGUGGUUCUAAAGGUUUAACGUGUGACAGUCAAGGCCAUUGCUAUUGCAAAGACAAUUUUCAAGGUGAAAAAUGCGACAAAUGCAAAGAGAACUUUUAUAAUUUCCCCAUAUGUGAAGAAUGCAACUGCAAUCCAAAUGGUGUUGUGACAUCAUUUGCUGGAUGUGAUAAAGUUGCUCCAGGUGAGCUUUGUACCUGCAAAAGGAAUGUGGCAGGACGAACCUGUGACCAAUGCCAGCCAACGUAUUGGGACUUGCAAUAUCAUCACGAAGAUGGUUGUGUGGAAUGUGACUGCGACAUAGCUGGUUCUUUAUCAAUGCUAAACACCUGUGAUCUUGUCGAUGGUCAAUGUUUCUGCAAGCGUUAUGCAUCAGGACGAAAAUGCAAUAAAUGUGCUUAUGGAUUUUAUGACUUACAAUUGCAUAAUCAGCUAGCUUGCCGAAAAUGUAAAUGCGAUGUUGGCGGUGCAUUAGGGAUCGGAUGCGAUAUCAAGACAGGGCAGUGCAAAUGUAGACCUCGAAUUACUGGCAAAAGAUGCAAUGAACCCAUUGAAAACCAUUAUUUCCCUACAUUGUGGCAUAAUAAAUAUGAAGCAGAAGAUGGAUUAUCACCAGAAAAUAGAGCCGUACGUUUUGCCACUGAUCAAUCUCUUUUCCCGAAUAGCUCAAUGAGAGGAUACGCUGUGUUUUCUCCAAUCCAGGAUGAGGUGAUUCUUGAAAUAACCAUUAGCAAAGCUAGCAUUUAUCGGCUUUUGCUUCAUUUAAUGAAUCCAACAACGGUAGAUAUUGGUGCAGAAAUCAUUAUUACUCCAACAUACACUCAUACUCAAGAUGUAGAGCAGUCGGUGAAAGCGACAUUUUCACCAAUGGAUAUGCCAUCUACUAUCUGCGUUAAUAAGAAUCAACCAUUUGUGUUAAAUCCAGGACGUUGGAGAAUUCAUAUUCGAACAAAACAAAGAUUGUUUUUGGAUUAUAUCGUUUUGCUGCCAUCAGAAUAUUAUGAAGGUACGCUCCUAAAAGAAAGCCCUAAUGAACCUUGCGAAGGAUUAAGUAAAGAAAAGAAUAAUUGUGUCGAUUUUUUGUAUCCACCCUUAAAAACUGCUGCACGUACAAGUGUAGAAGAUGGUCUCAUGACUGAAACAAUUGAGGAUGAGACCGUGCGAAAGCCAUUAGAGAAGAUGCCUAUAGAAAUAUUACCAGCAAUAAUAGGAAAUGCGGCAUAUAUCAGAGCUGAUAAUCGAAGUCGGCAAAUCCAUAUGGAAAUUGAAGAUUAA